Molecule: messenger RNA, 6170 nt
Organism: Octodon degus (degu)
Lineage: Eukaryota; Metazoa; Chordata; Mammalia; Rodentia; Octodontidae
Gene: Myh7b
Product: myosin heavy chain 7B
Exons: 41
Coding region: 118-5943 (1941 amino acids)
Cellular component (GO): myosin complex
Molecular function (GO): ATP binding; actin filament binding; cytoskeletal motor activity
Source: RefSeq, a predicted model, not a curated record
CCAGUAGGUUCCCUGGUCCCUCAUUUUGCUUGUCCCUGCCAUCUUCCAGUGCUUCCUGCCUAGGACCACCUAGAGUCACCCAGAUUUCCAAGCCCUUCUCCUCUGCCUCUUGCCACCAUGAUGGAUGUAAGUGAACUCGGAGAGUCUGCCUGCUACCUCCGCCAGGGUUACCAGGAGCUGAUGAAGGUGCACACUGUCCCAUGGGAUGGGAAGAAACGAGUGUGGGUCCCGGAUGAACAAGAUGCCUACGUGGAGGCUGAGGUCAAGUCGGAGGCGACCGGAGGCAAAGUCAAUGUGGAAACCAAAGACCAGAAGGUGCUGACUGUGCGAGAAACUGAGCUGCAGCCCAUGAACCCACCCCGCUUUGACCUGCUGGAGGACAUGGCUAUGAUGACACACCUCAACGAGGCCUCAGUGCUGCACAACCUGCGCCAGCGUUAUGCUCGCUGGAUGAUCUACACAUACUCAGGCCUCUUCUGUGUCACCAUCAACCCCUACAAAUGGCUCCCGGUCUACACAGCUUCUGUGGUGGCUGCUUACAAGGGAAAGCGCCGCUCAGAAGCCCCGCCUCAUAUAUAUUCAGUGGCAGAUAAUGCCUACAACGAUAUGCUGCGCAAUCGAGAGAACCAGUCCAUGCUGAUCACCGGAGAGUCGGGGGCCGGUAAGACGGUUAACACCAAGCGGGUCAUUCAGUACUUUGCCAUCGUCGCUGCCCUGGGAGACGGGCCGGGCAAGAAGGCCCAAUUUCUGGCAACAAAGACUGGGGGCACCCUUGAAGAUCAAAUCAUCGAGGCCAACCCUGCCAUGGAAGCUUUCGGCAAUGCCAAGACCUUGAGGAAUGACAACUCUUCCCGCUUUGGCAAGUUCAUCCGCAUUCACUUUGGUCCCUCUGGGAAGCUGGCCUCUGCGGAUAUUGACAGCUAUCUCUUGGAGAAGUCGAGAGUGAUCUUCCAGCUGCCUGGUGAGCGUGGGUACCAUGUCUACUACCAGAUCCUCUCCGGGAAGAAACCAGAGCUGCAGGACAUGCUGCUUCUGUCUAUGAACCCCUAUGACUACCACUUCUGCAGCCAGGGCGUCAUCACCGUGGAUAACAUGGACGAUGGGGAGGAGCUCAUCUCCACAGAUCAUGCCAUGGACAUCCUGGGCUUCAGCGUGGAUGAGAAAUGUGCUUGCUAUAAGAUCGUGGGUGCCCUCCUGCACUUUGGCAACAUGAAGUUCAAGCAGAAGCAGCGAGAGGAGCAGGCUGAGGCCGAUGGCACUGAGAGUGCUGACAAGGCUGCCUACCUGAUGGGAGUCAGCAGUGGGGACCUCCUCAAAGGCCUGCUGCACCCUCGGGUGCGUGUGGGGAAUGAGUAUGUGACCAAGGGCCAGAGUGUAGAGCAGGUGGUGUUUGCAGUGGGAGCUCUGGCCAAGGCCACCUAUGACCGGCUGUUCCGGUGGCUGGUGUCACGGAUCAACCAGACCCUGGACACAAAGCUGCCCCGGCAGUUCUUCAUCGGAGUCCUGGACAUUGCUGGUUUUGAGAUCUUUGAGUUCAACAGCUUCGAGCAGCUGUGCAUCAACUUCACCAAUGAGAAGCUGCAGCAGUUCUUCAAUCAGCACAUGUUUGUGCUGGAGCAGGAGGAGUACAAGCGUGAGGGCAUCGACUGGGUCUUUAUCGAUUUUGGCCUCGACCUGCAGCCCUGUAUUGACCUCAUCGAGAAGCCACUAGGAAUCCUGUCCAUCUUGGAGGAGGAGUGCAUGUUCCCCAAGGCCUCAGAUGCAAGCUUCCGGGCCAAGCUCUAUGACAACCAUUCAGGGAAAUCACCCAAUUUCCAGCAGCCUCGGCCUGAUAAAAAACGCAAAUAUCAGGCCCACUUCGAGGUGGUCCACUACGCAGGCGUGGUGCCUUAUAGCAUCGUGGGCUGGCUGGAGAAAAACAAGGAUCCUUUAAAUGAGACGGUGGUCCCCAUCUUCCAAAAGUCACAGAACAAGCUCCUUGCCAAUCUCUAUGAGAAUUAUUCAGGCUCCUGUUCCACUGAGCCCCCCAAGUCUGGAGUGAAAGAGAAGCGAAAGAAGGCAGCCUCAUUCCAGACAGUGUCCCAGCUGCACAAGGAGAACCUCAACAAGCUGAUGACCAACCUGCGGGCCACGCAGCCCCACUUCGUCCGCUGUAUUGUUCCAAAUGAGAACAAGACCCCUGGGGUCAUGGAUGCUUUCUUGGUGCUGCACCAGCUACGCUGUAAUGGGGUCCUAGAGGGUAUCCGGAUCUGCCGCCAAGGAUUCCCUAACAGGCUGCUGUACGCCGACUUCAGGCAGCGGUACCGCAUCCUGAACCCCAGUGCCAUCCCAGAUGACACCUUCAUGGACAGCAGGAAGGCCACAGAGAAGCUGCUGGGUUCACUAGACAUUGACCACACCCAGUACCAGUUUGGUCACACCAAGGUGUUUUUCAAGGCUGGGCUUCUGGGCGUCCUAGAGGAGCUCCGUGACCAGCGUCUGGCCAAGGUGUUGACACUGUUGCAGGCACGAAGCCGGGGCCGCCUCAUGCGCCUUGAGUACCAGCGCAUGCUGGGAGGCAGGGAUGCCCUGUUCACCAUCCAGUGGAACAUCCGUGCCUUCAAUGCUGUUAAGAACUGGUCAUGGAUGAAGCUCUUUUUCAAGAUGAAGCCACUGCUGCGCUCUGCACAAGCUGAGGAGGAGUUGGCAGCUCUGAGGGCAGAGCUUCGAGGACUGCGAGGGGCACUGGCAGCUGCUGAGGCCAAGCGCCAGGAGCUGGAGGAGACCCAAGUCAGUGUCACCCAGGAGAAGAAUGACCUGGCGCUGCAGCUGCAGGCAGAGCAGGAAAACCUGGCAGAUGCUGAGGAGCGCUGCCAUUUGCUGAUCAAGUCUAAGGUGCAGCUUGAGGCAAAGGUGAAGGAGCUGAAUGAGCGGCUGGAGGAUGAAGAGGAAGUGAAUGCUGACCUGGCUGCACGCCGGCGCAAGCUGGAGGAUGAGUGCACAGAGCUCAAGAAAGACAUUGAUGACCUGGAGCUGACCCUGGCCAAGGCUGAGAAAGAGAAACAAGCCACUGAGAACAAGGUGAAGAACCUGACAGAGGAGAUGGCUACACUGGAUGAGUCAGUGGCCCGGUUGACCAAGGAGAAGAAAGCAUUGCAAGAGGCACACCAGCAGGCCCUGGGCGACCUGCAGGCCGAGGAGGACCGUGUGAGUGCUCUGGCCAAGGCCAAGCUCCGCCUGGAGCAGCAGGUAGAUGAUCUGGAGUGCUCCCUAGAGCAGGAGAAAAAGCUGCGGAUAGACACAGAGCGGGCCAAGCGCAAGCUGGAGGGCGACUUGAAACUGACCCAGGAGGCUGUGACAGACACCACCCAAGACAAGCAGCAGUUGGAGGAAAUGCUCAAGAAGAAGGAUUCAGAGCUGAGUCAGCUAAACCUGCGGGUAGAAGAUGAGCAGCUCCUGGGUGCCCAACUGCAGAAGAAGAUCAAGGAAUUGCAGGCACGGGCUGAGGAGUUAGAAGAGGAGCUAGAGGCCGAACGGGCAGCCCGGGCCCGCGUGGAAAAGCAGCGGGCAGAAGCCGCCCGGGAGCUGGAGGAGCUGAGUGAGCGGCUGGAGGAGGCAGGCGGUGCCUCAGCUGGGCAGCGCGAAGGCUGCCGCAAGCGAGAGGCUGAGCUGGGCCGCCUGCGGCGGGAGCUGGAGGAGGCAGCACUGCGGCACGAGGCCACAGUGGCCACCCUGCGGCGCAAGCAGGCGGACAGUGCGGCUGAGCUGGGGGAGCAGGUGGACAGCCUGCAGCGGGUGCGGCAGAAGCUGGAAAAGGAAAAGAGUGAGCUGCGCAUGGAGGUGGACGAUCUGGGGGCGAAUGUGGAGACCCUGGCCCGCAGCAAGGCCAGUGCAGAGAAGCUGUGCCGGACCUAUGAAGAUCAGCUUAGUGAGGCCAAGAUCAAAGUAGAAGAGCUGCAGCGGCAGCUGGCAGAUGCAAGCACACAGCGUGGGCGGCUGCAGACUGAGAAUGGGGAGCUGGGCCGCCUGCUGGAGGAGAAGGAGUCUCUGAUCAGCCAGCUGAGCCGUGGGAAGACCUCUGCUGCCCAGAGCCUGGAGGAACUUCGGAGGCAGCUAGAGGAGGAGAGCAAGGCCAAGAGUGCAUUGGCCCACGCAGUACAGGCUUUGCGGCACGACUGUGACCUCCUUCGGGAGCAGCAUGAGGAGGAGGCUGAGGCCCAAGCUGAGCUGCAGAGGCUGCUGUCCAAAGCCAAUGCAGAGGUAGCCCAGUGGAGGAGCAAAUACGAGGCAGAUGCCAUCCAGAGGACCGAGGAGCUGGAGGAGGCCAAAAAGAAGCUGGCCCUGAGACUGCAGGAGGCAGAAGAGGGUGUAGAAGCUGCAAACGCCAAGUGUUCAUCCCUGGAGAAGGCUAAGCUGCGGCUGCAGACGGAGACAGAAGAUGUGACCCUGGAGCUAGAGCGGGCGACCUCAGCAGCUGCUGCACUGGACAAGAAACAGCGACACUUGGAGCGGGCUCUGGAGGAACGCAGGCGGCAGGAGGAGGAGACACAGCGGGAGCUGGAGGCAGCACAGAGGGAAGCCCGGGGCCUGGGCACCGAGCUCUUCCGGCUUCAGCACAGCCAUGAAGAGGCACUUGAGGCUCUGGAGACACUCAAGCGGGAGAACAAGAACCUGCAGGAGGAGAUCAGUGACCUCACAGACCAGGUCAGCCUCAGUGGGAAGAGCAUCCAGGAACUGGAGAAAGCCAAGAAGGCGCUGGAAGGGGAGAAGAGUGAGCUCCAGGCGGCACUGGAGGAGGCUGAGGGGGCCCUGGAACUGGAGGAGACUAAGACUCUUCGGAUCCAGCUGGAGCUAUCCCAGGUCAAGGCAGAAGUGGACCGGAAGCUGGCAGAAAAGGAUGAGGAGUGCACUAACCUGAGGCGCAACCACCAGAGGGCCGUGGAGUCUCUGCAGGCUUCCCUGGAUGCGGAGACCCGGGCCCGCAAUGAGGCGCUGAGGCUCAAGAAGAAGAUGGAGGGGGACCUCAAUGAGCUGGAGCUGCAGCUGGGCCACGCCACCCGCCAGACCAUGGAGGCACAGGCAGCCACACGGCUGCUGCAGGCCCAACUCAAGGAGGAGCAGGCGGGGCGAGAUGAGGAGCAGAGGCUGGCUGCGGAGCUCCGGGAGCAGGCACAGGCCCUGGAGCGUCGCACGGCGUUGCUUGCUGCGGAGCUUGAAGAGCUGCGGGCAGUCUUGGAACAGGGCGAGCGCAGCCGGCGGCUGGCAGAACAGGAGCUGCUAGAGGCCACCGAACGACUCAACCUCCUGCAUUCGCAGAACACAGGUCUCCUGAACCAGAAAAAGAAGCUGGAGGCAGACUUGGCCCAGCUGAGUGGGGAAGUGGAGGAGGCUGCCCAGGAGAGGCGGGAAGCAGAGGAGAAGGCUAAAAAGGCCAUCACUGAUGCGGCCAUGAUGGCUGAAGAGCUAAAGAAGGAACAGGACACCAGUGCACACCUUGAGCGGAUGAAAAAGACCCUGGAACAGACAGUGCGGGAGCUGCAGGCCCGCCUGGAGGAGGCUGAGCAGGCUGCCCUCCGGGGCGGCAAGAAGCAGGUGCAGAAGCUGGAGGCCAAGGUGCGGGAGCUGGAGGCCGAGCUGGACGCAGAGCAGAAGAAACACGCAGAAGCCCUCAAGAGCGUGCGCAAACAUGAGCGUCGGGUCAAGGAGCUUGCGUACCAGGCUGAGGAAGACAGGAAGAACUUGGCUCGCAUGCAAGAUCUGGUAGAUAAGCUGCAGAGCAAGGUCAAGAGCUACAAACGCCAGUUUGAGGAGGCGGAGCAGCAGGCCAGCUCCAACUUGGCUAAGUACCGCAAGGCUCAACACGAGCUGGACGAUGCAGAGGAGCGGGCCGACAUGGCGGAGACGCAGGCCAACAAGCUGCGGGCGCGGACCCGGGAUGCCCUGGGCCCGAAGCACAAGGAGUGACAGCCUGAGCUCCACGCUGAGGAAGGACAUCUGCUGAGAUCCUGUCAUCUUUUCACCUCCAUCUGUGGCCACUCAUCCUUCCAAGCCCUGGAACACCCUGAAUAAAUGCCACGUCUAUGCACAUAGCUGUGUCCUCCUUAUUCCCUGGAAUUAAAAGAAAGGGAAUGUAAUCCCAUGGACAAAAUCAAGUCCACAUCAAUCAUUUAAAAUAAAGUUCUUUAAUAGUC